AUGAGAACCUUAAGAAGCUUCGAUGGCUUCCCUUUAAAUUUGAGCAACUUCUAUGGUGGCUGCGCUAUUCUUCUUCUUGUUGUUGUUGUUGUUACUUUAUUGUUUCUUCUGAACCGUAAGAGCAGAUCCCUGUUGGCGUCCUCUUUGAUCUCCGAUUCUAGCAAUUUAAACCCAAGGGUUUACAAUUGCAGAACCUCAAACACUGUCACUGAUGCUGAUUUGAAGUUUUUAAUGGAUGAAAUUCUAAAUCAGAACCAUAAAUGGGAGGAUGUCAUAGAUAAAACAAAUCAUCAUCUAUGCUACAAAGCUAAAUCCACCAAACCUAAGAAUGGUCCCCUGAAAUAUUGGAGUAUGACUGUGUUCAAUGAUAUUUCCGCCGAGAUGCUAAGAAACUUCUACAUGGACAAUCACUACAGAAAGCAAUGGGAUAACACUGUGGUCGAACACAAUCAGCUGCAGCUGGAUGAAUCUGAUGGUUCUGAAGUUGGUCGUACAGCUUGUGAUCACCCACUUCUUGUUAAAGAAUACAAUUCUGAUCCUGUUGAUGGUAGACGUUCAUCUGAGUCUAGCUAUCGUAUUGGAGAUAAUGGAACUUCAGGGGGGACAAAUUAG
Molecule: messenger RNA, 612 nt
Organism: Vicia faba (fava bean)
Lineage: Eukaryota; Viridiplantae; Streptophyta; Magnoliopsida; Fabales; Fabaceae
Source: the annotation of a GenBank genome assembly